CGCGCCGGGCGGAGGACGAGACGUGAGGCCUGCGGCUCAGGGCGCCUUCCCCCUCGGCUUCCCGAACCCUGCCAGGUCCGACCCGAGGGGGAGGAUGGAUACACCAGCGGCGUUCUGAGCCUGCGCAGAAGAUAACACCCCUGCGGCCACCGCACCCCACCGUCCUGCCCAGGCCACCCCCUCGUCCCCUCUACUACUCAGUCUCCCGGAGUCGGACGCGUGGAAAAGCGCGCGAUGGCAGACAACUUGAAGAAGCUGGCCAAAAGCGAAUCUUUUCAGGGGCUCCAGGAUAAAGUCACCUACUGGGUGAAGGACUACAGCACCAACUCCUGUGAUGAAAAUCUAAAUUAUUGCAUCGGACUCAUUGAGGAAGUUGCCAAAGUGCAAGCACAGCUCUUUGGGAUCCUCACAGUGACAGCCCAAGAAGGAGGACAUAAUGAGGGUGUGGAAACAAUCAAGGGUCGCCUUCUGCCUUUGCUGGAGACUUCUUUCAGUUCUGUAAAUGUGACAAAACUUAUGGAGAACAAGGACCCCUCUGUGCAGGUCACGUAUUUUAGAGAUAGAAACAAAGACCGUAGUAUACGGGAACAGGACCAACAGGACAGUGACUUCCGCUCAGACCGCCCACAAAACCAGGUUCAAGACGAUCUGGCUGACACUGGAAAGAGUCUUGAUGGAGACAAGAACAGAUCAACCAUAUCCCUCAUGGCUGCAGAGGAGGAGAUAAAUCAGCUAAAAAAGCAACUUAAAUCUCUUCAAGCCCAGGAAGAAACCCGCCACAGAAACUCAGACAGUCGGCGCUCUGAGGCUUCCAAAUCUGACCGGCGAGCUUCAAGCAAACGGACCUCAGAUGCGCGGACCUCAGAGCCACGGAGCCAAGAGGUGAUGUCAGACUAUGGGAAACAGCUCCAAAAUCUGAAGGAUGAGAUAGCUGUCUUGUCUGCUGAAAAAGCCGGUCUCCAGGGAAGGUCAACCAGGAGCCGGUCUCCUAGCCCUAGUCACCGCAGCCGCAGCCGCAGCCGCAGCCGCAGCCGCAGCAGGUCCAACAGCCCCUGCACCACAGUGGCCAAGAUCAGAAGCCCGUCCCCAAACCAAUCCAAAAUAUCCAGCGUGGCUCGCAAAGCCGCUCUCCUGUCCCGCUUCAGCGACGCCUAUUCCCAGGCCCGCCUGGACGCGCAGUGUUUGCUGCGGCGCUGCCUCGACAGAGCUGAGACGGUGCAGCGGAUCAUUUACAUCGCCACAGUGGAGGCAUUUCACGUAGCGAAAAUGGCGUUCAGGCACUUCAAGAUCCGGGUAAGGAAGAUGCUGACCCCGUCGCACGUGGGCUCAAAUGACUUUGAGUGCGCAGUCAUGGACUAUAUCAUCUGCCAUCUUGACCUCUAUGACUCCCAAAGCAGUGUUAAUGAUGUGAUCCGUGCCAUGAACGUCAACCCCAAGAUCUCCUUCCCUCCUGAAGUUGACUUCUGCCUCCUCCAUGACUUCAUCCAGGAGAUAUGCUGUAUUGCCUUUGCGAUGCAGUCCUUAGAUCCACCACUUGAUAUCGCGUUUGGGGCUGAUGGAGAAGUCUUUAAUGAUUGCAAGUACCGCCGCAGCUACGACUCGGAUUUCACCGCUCCCUUGGUCUUUUAUCACGUGUGGCCUGCUCUCAUGGAGAAUGACUGUGUCAUUAUGAAGGGAGAAGCAGUUACCAAGAGAGGGGCUUUUUGGAGUUCUGUGCGACCUAUAACACGCUGCCGCAGCAGGAGCUUAAGUCCUAUCUGUCCCCGUAACCGCAUUGGAUUAAGCACGAUGUCUCGGAGUCGGAGCCCUUCUCCAAUAAGAUGUACAUUGCCAAGGUAUUAAAACCACCAGCCACGCUUGUUUGCCACAGUCCAUUGGAACAGCCAGUUUCUUCAGAGCCUCCGCCCACCUGACUUGUCUGCCUCCGACCUCACUUAACAUGAAAUGAAAAGGCAAUUCUGUGUAUCACUCCGCACAGAGAGUUCAAUGCUUUGGCUCAGUGCCUCUGUGACUCUGGGUAACAUAGCCGCUCCUUCUAUUUUGUAGGACCAAAUUCCAUCAAUUUCAUAAAAACAAUUACAUAGGCAUGUAGGAUCACAUUCAUUUGAACCAAGUCCACUACAAAGGUAUGGACUUCCCUCCCAAAGUCCUGGGCUCGUGCAGAGCGCCCCUAGGAGUGCAAGCAGGAGCCAUCAUCCAGCGGAGUCCCCAAAGAAGGACAAGUGACUUCCUUUGCAGAUCUUUGCAGAUCCAUGCUCUUAUUGUCAGCAUCACUGGAAUUGUGGGUUCAGUGUUCUGAUCCCCUCUCAAGGCUUCCAAAGCAUCUGUAGCCUCAGGCUGGGAAGCUCAUGCCAGCACCACUCGCUUCAGGGAAAAUGUAGACCAUAAGAACAUAUACAUUUAAAAGGAUAGAGCAGUUAGCUUGCUUCUCUCUUUGUGCUUUGGCUGAAUGUCAAAGGUACUGGGUUUUGUUUCCCAUUUUCCUUCUUUCCUCCCUUCCUCCCUUCCUCCCUUCC
Onychomys torridus (southern grasshopper mouse) is the source of this 2516-nucleotide messenger RNA. It is a transcript of the gene Spata18, whose product is annotated as spermatogenesis associated 18. Bases 235 to 1842 code for a protein of 535 amino acids. The record is from RefSeq and is a predicted model, not a curated record. The transcript has 13 exons. Gene Ontology annotation, biological process: mitochondrial protein catabolic process; mitophagy by internal vacuole formation. NCBI's taxonomy places the organism in Eukaryota, Metazoa, Chordata, Mammalia, Rodentia, Cricetidae. Gene Ontology annotation, cellular component: mitochondrial outer membrane.